Molecule: messenger RNA, 816 nt
Organism: Salvelinus namaycush (lake trout)
Lineage: Eukaryota; Metazoa; Chordata; Actinopteri; Salmoniformes; Salmonidae
Product: ras-related protein Rab-36-like
Molecular function (GO): GTPase activity; GTP binding
Source: RefSeq, a predicted model, not a curated record
AUGCACUUCCCAUCACCUGUGAGCAGAGACAAGGUCAUAUCCAAAUUCCCAAAGUGUUAUACUCUACAGGCCUGUCUGCAGAUGGAGGACUGGAAUACUCAGGCAAAGGUUGUCUGUAAAGGCAGCGCCAACAGACAUCAGGGAUGGGACAGACCGAAAAUGUUCAAAGCAGUGGUUGUUGGUGAUCUGAAUGUGGGCAAGACCUGUCUAAUCAACCAGUUUCUCAAAGAUGUAUUUACCAGAGACUACAGGGCCACCAUUGGAGGUGACUUUGAGAUUGAGAGCUUUGAGCUCUCAGGAGCUCCAUUCUCCUUUCAGAUCUGGGACACAGGUCCGGAAAAUGUAAAAUGCAUCGCUUCAGCAUACUACAGAGGAGUUCAGGAGUAGAAUAUGGAAACCCUGGGGGGUUCACUGUUGCUGUUUGACAUGGCAGACAUUAAGACCCUGCAGCACACAUGGCAAUGGUUAGAGGAGGCCAUGAGGGAGAAUGAACCUGGCUCGUAUCAGGUUUUCCUGGUCGGAACCAAGAGUGACCUACUUUUCUGGUGGACCCGCUUUCUGCUACUGCCGGCCGGGGGGUCGAGACGUGUGGUGGACGGGAAGGAGCACUGGGACAUCUACAGGGAGGGAGCGGGCAGAGAGGGCACCAGGGAGUGGGCCCUGCUGGACGGCUUCAUCUACUUCCUGGAGGGACUCAACCGCAUCCACAGACGCCAUCACUCCGACAGGAUCAUCAGGAAAGGAGCAGCAAUGAAGGGUCUGCAGGUGACUGGUCCUCUCCCUAGCCAUCGAGCCUGUAGUGCCCCCUCUGGCUAA